AUGCCCGGUUUCACAUAUUUCUCUGGGAACGUGACCUACAGCACGACUGCAUGGACUGGCAUUUGGGGAGGGACCACAUAUGUCACCGGCGGGACCACUCUGCCUCCGCAGACGUCGACUGUGACACCCUUUGCGUACCCGACAACUUCAGAUACGACACCUGAUCCAACUUUGAACACCGUAACAACUACGGUGAAAUCUGUUUCUAACUCUAAGAGCUGGGUUCCUACGCCGACUUCAUCCAAUGAGCACACGGGCUCACUCUGCGUGGAAAACUGCAAUGGAGGCUGCAAGCUUUGUCCUCCAGGCCUCAACAUUGAUAUUGAUAUUAGUGGUGGUGGCGGCGGCGGCGGCGGCGGCGGCGGAGGAGGUGGUGGUGAUGACGAUGACAACAAUGAUCGCAAGACCACCACUAUUACCGAAAGUGCCUCUACAACAACUAUGACCGAAGAUGGCAAGCUCACCACUAUCACCGAAAGUGCUCGCACAACAACCGAAACUGAAACUGAGAGCAACAGCAGUACUGAGACCUCUAUCACUCUCACGGCUGGCAUUGCCGUUGGAAGUCACACAGCUUUCAUCUCCUCUCUCAUAGCCGGUCUCUACACCACAGCGGCAUCGACAUCGACAUCGACAUCGACAACUUCCACAUCGAAAACCUCCACGUCAACAACUACCUCCACAUCAGCAACUGCUACACCAACAGAAGAGCUCAUCAUCUCUCUCAGUGAGGAUGCUAAUCUUCUUGAAGACCAGUAUACAUGGGUUUAUUUUGUCGAAAAAUAUGAUGCUAGCUACAGUGUCUGCGAUGCCGUCACGGUGGAGACAGGUUCCACUGCUAGCGAAGAUGCCACCUAUCCCGAUGGCAGUAUUACAUUCCCAAAUGAUGUUGACGGAAUGAGUGAUUGUGUCUAUGACGGCAAUAGCUCUGGUCCCGGUACAUUGACCUGUUCUGCGCUCUCAUACGUCGUGCAAUGCGAAGCGGUUGAAGCAACAACAAACACUUGCUAUACCUCCACAGCCCCCAUUGAAAUUACUGCCAAGGUUAUUUGCUUCUGGUAG
Molecule: messenger RNA, 1062 nt
Organism: Penicillium malachiteum
Lineage: Eukaryota; Fungi; Ascomycota; Eurotiomycetes; Eurotiales; Aspergillaceae
Exons: 3
Coding region: 1-1062 (353 amino acids)
Source: RefSeq, a predicted model, not a curated record